CUGUCACUGGUGGCCCCUCCCCAGCCCCAGCAUAGAAGAAAGAGUGGGCCUCUGCUUAAAUAUCACUGGUUCAGAGGGCUUCCAUGGACUGACUACGUACAGACUGUCAGCCUGUGAUAAGCAUGACUGUCCAGCAGGAGUUCAAGACAAUUCAUAUAAACACCUUGUUUCCAACAACCACACUGAACAAAGGUCACAGAGAAGUGGCCCAGCUCUCCAGCAGUUACAAUAGACUUGGGGAGAGAAAAUGAAUGCAUAGUAAAGACACAAACAACAGACUACAAUUUAGAAUUAUGAAGGACUAAAUAUCAAAGGAGAGAACAGACUCCCAGGCGGUCAGAACUGUGGAGUAGAACAGACAACCAAGACUGUCAGGCAUGGUCAAGAGCAAGGGCAAGAUCUUGAGUCUGCCAUAGAGGUCAGUGCCAAUCCAUUCAACACCCCACCAAGCUGCAGCUCUGGGGCAGAAAUGGCAUUCUCAUCAUCCAUGUUUCCAGGCCUUAGCCCUGAUGGAGGAGAAGAAAAAGGAAAGUAGAAAAGAAGUAAAAGAAUAAACAAGAUGGAGAAAAGAAAAGAUGGAGGGACUGCUGUGUUCCCUCAUGCAUGAUAACAGCCCAAGAACUGCAGCUACCUCCGGUGCAGUAUUGCCAGCCCCAGUUCCGGCCGCCAGGCGCUUCGGCUUCCAGUCAAGAAACAGUCAUCUGUGGCCUUUGGCAUUUCCAACUCGGCCAUCCUCACCGCAAGACACGGUCCUUUUCUCCCUUUCCUUCCUUGUCAGCCUCGUUUCCCUGAUGGACUUACGGACACUUAGCCUGACUUCCCCUCCUUUCCACCCUCGCCUGAAGCUGGGACUCCGACCUCAAAAGCGUAAAUGCUAAAACCAGACGAAUUGACGUGCGGAGGGGAGGGGUGUGUGGGAGUGUGUGUAAGCGGCGGUACUCGUGUGUGGAAUAAACCAACGCAGUCCGCCAGGGUAUGCAUCUUCCGGAACAUCAAUCCCGCGCUGCCGGGGGAGCCGGGAUCCGCUUCUCCGUGCGUCCCCCGGUGCAGCAGGUCCCCUUACGCAGCUCAGAAACCGCCAGCUUCACUCCGGACCCUCACCUUGCAGGCGCCCCGGCCCUCAAGAGCACAGUACCCCCGGCCCGGCGCGGUGGAACGGCCCGCGCGACGUCACCCAUUGUUUACAAAUCAACCCGAGCCGGCAGGAUUCCGGCUCCCCGGCUGCAGGCGGCGCGCACCGCGAGUACUCGCCACGCCGGCUCCCGCGUCCCUGGCGCCGGCCCCGGCCUCGCCGGGUGCGCGGCCGAGCUGCGCCCUACUGCGUGGCGGAGCUCCCCGCAGGCCCCAGCGCGCUGUCCCCACUGCCGCCUCCGCCCGGCCUCGAUGGACUUCCGGGAGCUGGCAAGCAAGGCGUCCCUCAGCCGUUGUCGGGUCCUUGCCGGCGAGGCUGGCUUCGCAGCGCUGCCGCGUCCCGCCGCCCGCAGCAGCGACGCGGAUCCCAGCUCGAAACCCACGCUGCCGACGACGACCCGCACCGGCUCCUGCAGCAGCUAGUGCUCUCCGGAAACCUCAUCAAAGAGGCGGUGCGCAGGCUGCACUCGCGACGGCUACAGUUACAUGCAAAGCUUCCCCAGGGCCCGUUCCUCGCGCCCCUGUCAGCCCCGGUGCAUGAGCCCCCCUCGCCCCGAAGCCCUCGCGCGGCCUGCGGUGACCCUGGCCACCCGGGAAGAGAGCGCAGCUCAGAACUGGGGACGGCGUUCUUGUCCCUGGCAGCUAACGCCGCCGAGUGACCACCGCGCCAACCUGUGACUAGAUAGCUGGGAGUUCCCAAGGCCUGCAGACAGGUGGAGAACUUGCACUUUUGGAAGCGGAAAAAAUCAGCUGAUGAGGACGGGGAACCAAGCAAAUCGAGAAUGUUUUCACGUGGGACUGAAGUCGAGGGUGGCCGAUCCAGAACUGGGUUACCCCUAUUUAAUACAGACUUUACAGAGCGCACCCCAAGCUCACAGUUAGUAGGACUCUUUAUUUGGCCCGAAUCGACUCGACCUGGCCGCACUGGACCCGACCAGCCAGCCUCUCCUCACCGGCCCGGUGACCACGUGGCCGUGGUCCACGCUGCUGAAGAUCGCCAAGCCAAGCGUCAGAACGGUGGAGGAUGGUCCCGGUUACUUGCUUUACCAGUUCAGGCUGGUUCCUGAUCUACUUUGGGAUAAGGGAGCAUGAGCAGACGAUAAUUUCAGGGAACACCCCAAUCUGCGAGACUUGAAAAUUUACGACACUUUAAAAAAAUCACCUCCAGUCUUUGGGGAUGUUUUAAUAUAGGACAUGCGGUACCACGAAAGUACUGUCCUAGGGUUGAAUAGGAGAAACCUUUUUCUCUGCCCCGUGUUUGCAACUGACUGGGGUUUUCAGAGUGCUGGGGAGGGAGAGCAGUGCCACGGGGGAGGGUGGGAGGCGGUGGCCAGGGGUGAGGGCUGGUGAGGCCCGGAGUGAACCCCUCGAUCCUCUCCAGUCUGUUUCCACAGCCCACCGCCCCUUCUUGGGUUCAAGGUCACCUUUUCCUGGCACGCACUGUGGGCUGCAGCAGGGACCCUAACCCUGUCCGCCGGUGCCUGGAGAAGAGCGCGUUGUUUUGCAAGUGCUGGAGUCUCUUGAGGAUGCUCGCGCUGCUGCCACCUUGAGUGGGGAGACGGAGAUGUGGCCUAAGCUUGUGCUUCUUGCGGGCGGCCACCGCCCCUGGCCGACCUCCAGGCCUUCACGGAAAAUAUCCAGAGAUGUGGCCCAGGUCCCUCUCGCUCAGCUCUCCUGCCCUACUCAAGUGGGUGAGCGCUGGAGAUUCGGGAUGGGGGGCGGGAGGCUAGGGAGGCGCCACGUGACGGUCACUCCAGGGACACAGCCUCUCACGGCAGCUUAUUAUGGGCUCUCCCCGGACGUUUGUAAUUCCCUGGAUAGGCAGAGUUGAUUUCCUUCCUCGGCCCCUCCCCCAGCCGUGCCAGCUCUCCUUUGUAAGUGAAGGAAACCGAGUAGAAAAUGUGACCCUCCAAACGGAGAAGCUGCAGGCUUUACCAUUGUGAACAUGGUGAAGUGCUUGGAACAUUGUUCACUCACUCUGAGGGUGCUAAGACCGUUUUGUUUAGUUUUAUAGUCAAUGGCUUGUUCAGCAUCCAGAUGAGGCUGUUGACAUAUCUACACUUCGCACCGGAGUGUCUGGAAUUAUGGCUAUCCUGAUUAUAGGAUUUUAACUUAACUGAAAUACCUGGUUCGAAUAAAUAUGUUGGGUUUUU
Molecule: messenger RNA, 3284 nt
Organism: Chinchilla lanigera (long-tailed chinchilla)
Lineage: Eukaryota; Metazoa; Chordata; Mammalia; Rodentia; Chinchillidae
Gene: Frat1
Product: frequently rearranged in advanced T-cell lymphomas 1
Biological process (GO): positive regulation of canonical Wnt signaling pathway
Cellular component (GO): cytoplasm
Source: RefSeq, a predicted model, not a curated record